Messenger RNA from Paramormyrops kingsleyae, 2931 nucleotides. Lineage: Eukaryota; Metazoa; Chordata; Actinopteri; Osteoglossiformes; Mormyridae. The record is from RefSeq and is a predicted model, not a curated record.
UCCUCCUCUCCCAUCAGUAUAUCGGCAAAGUUGCUGGCACAUAAAAUGGAAAAUGCUUUAGAGGCAGCAGUCUAAAAAGACAACGACAAACAGUGUGCACGAUAAACAUUUCACUAUUGGGAAGACAACGAGCUACAGGACGGAAGAAGCCCACGCAGCCCUGAAGCCUGAUUAGUCGCAAGCUGGCUGCUUCAGGAUCAGUUCACUACUGCGGUGUCUCCUAAAGGAAAAAAAAUGCCCAGUUGAAUAUCGCAAGACAUUGACUUUGAAGGGAAAGGAACUAAUUGCUUCAUACGAAAAAUCGCGAAAGGAUCUAGACAAAGGGGCAGUGGCCGCGACUGCGUUGAAUGUCUUCAGGGGAGCACUUUUUCUUGUUUGGCGGAGUUGGUACCGAGUGAAAGGUGGAAAACAACUGAGGGCUUCGAAGGAAAACAGGACGCAGAUUGCCGCGCGACGCUGCACCUAGCGAAGGCAUUGCGGCGUCCGGGGUUUAGCGCACAAACGGGUGGAUCUCUGGGCUAUAUGCAUUUGGGUUUUUUCCCCCUUUUGUGUCGGAGAUUAAAAAAAGCAGAACAAAGAGGGACUUGGGGAUGCGAGAGCGACAGCGAGCUUCUCAGCGCAACGUUUGAAGGAAGGCCCGAUGCCUUUUAUAAACCUGCAUUAAACUGUUCAACAAACGCAUUAAAGACUUGUUCGGAUUAAAGAACCGAGAGAGAACAACAACAAAAAAAAACAACUUCUAAGAAUCCAAAAUGUUCCCCCAAAAUCGACCUCCGGCACCUCUUCAGCCACCCCAUGGGUCCUCAGCUUCGGUGGCUGCAGCAGCCGCAGCCGCAGCCGCGGCGGCGGCGGCAGUGUCUGGGGCCCCCCCCUCCCUGAAGCUGACCUACCCCGAAACCCUGGACCGCAUCAAGGAGGAGUUCCAGUUCCUCCAAACUCAGUACCACAGCCUGAAGCUGGAGUGUGAGAAGAUAGCAACAGAGAAGACUGAGAUCCAGAGGCACUACGUGAUGUACUACGAAAUGUCCUACGGCCUGAACAUCGAGAUGCACAAACAGACCGAGAUCGCCAAGCGGCUGAACGUGAUCUGCGCCCAACUCAUUCCCUUCCUGUCACAGGAGCACCAGCAGCAGGUGGUCCAAGCCAUGGAACGUGCCAAGCAGGUGACUAUAGGGGAGUUGAAUGCUGCCAUAGGGCAGCAGCUGCAGGCCCAGCACCUCUCUCAGCAUGCCAGCCUGCCACUCGGCCCCCACCCCUCUGGCCUCCAGCACCCUGGCCUGCUGGCCCUCUCCGGGGCCCUCGGGGCUCAGCUUGUCGCCAAGGAUGAGAGGGCCCACCUGGAGGCCGCUGCUGCCGAGCACCACAGAGACCGAGAGGCUGGCCCGAGCUCACUAACUAAUGGGGAUAAAGGUCGGCCAGCUGACUACCUCAGCAAUGGGAAAAAGCGGAAGGCAGAAGACAAGGACUUCAUGCCCGACUAUGGCAGCGAUGCUGAGAAGAGUGAUGACAACCUGGUGGUGGAUGAGGACCCCUCAUCUCCUCGCAGUGUGCAGUCUUACUCGUCGCGUGAGAAUGGCCUGGAGAAGCUGCCGGCCUCCCGGAAGGAGGCGCAGCCUCGGGCCAGCCCCGCCUCUCUGGCCUCCUCCAGCAGCGCGGCCUCUCCGUCCCGCAGCCGUGGGGAGUCAGGGGCUGACAAGUCCAGCACCCCCUCGCUGAAGCCAGGUACCUCUAUGCCGGAGUCGUCCACCCCUGGCUCCAGUGGACCCCCCCAGUUCCGACCUGUUCUCGGGAAGCCUGGUAUGGACGCCCUCGCCCUGGGCCUGCGGAACCCUCUGGCAGUGCAGGGGGCCUACCCGCCCGGGGCCUUUGGAUUGGCCCCCCCAGGGGCAAACGGGGAACUAGGUGGGGCAGCAGGAUACGGAGUGGGACUGCACCUAGUGUCCUCCCAGAUUAACGGUUCAGCGGCCGCUGGGUACAGCCAAUCUCCUGUGGUGGGGUACGAGUCACCCCAUCCACACAUGAGGGUCUCCAGCAUUCCUGCUGCAAUGCAGUCUGCAUCGUCUGCUAAACCGGCCUACUCCUUCCACGUGAGCGCGGACGGGCAGAUGCAGCCUGUACCCUUCCCCCCCGACGCCCUGCUGGGCCCCGGGAUCCCGCGCCACGCCCGGCAGAUCCACACGCUGAGCCACGGGGAGGUGGUGUGCGCCGUCACCAUCAGCGCCUCCACGCGGCACGUCUACACCGGCGGCAAGGGCUGCGUGAAGGUGUGGGACAUCAGCCAGCCGGGCAGCAAGAGCGCCAUGGCCCAGCUGGACUGCCUGAACAGAGACAACUACAUCCGCUCCUGUAAGCUCCUCCCCGACGGGCGAACUCUGAUAGUGGGAGGGGAGGCCAGCACCCUGUCCAUCUGGGACCUGGCCACACCCACCCCCCGCAUCAAGGCGGAGCUGACAUCAUCGGCCCCCGCCUGCUACGCUCUGGCCAUCAGCCCCGACAACAAGGUUUGCUUCUCCUGCUGCAGCGACGGAAACAUUGUGGUCUGGGACCUGCAUAACCAGACCUUGGUCAGACAGUUCCAGGGCCACACAGAUGGGGCCAGUUGCAUCGACAUCUCCAACGACGGGACCAAGCUGUGGACGGGGGGGCUGGACAACACGGUGCGCGGGUGGGACCUGAGGGAGGGGCGGCAACUGCAGCAGCAUGACUUCACCUCCCAGAUCUUCUCUCUGGGCCACUGUCCCACAGGAGACUGGCUGGCCGUAGGGAUGGAGAGCAGCAACGUGGAGGUGCUGCACGUGUCCAAGCCCGACAAAUACCAGCUGCACCUGCAUGAGAGCUGCGUGCUCUCGCUCAAGUUCGCCUACUGCGGUACGUGAUCGUUGUUUCGGAGCCUCUGUGCGCAGCCGGCUUUGUCUGAGCACACGGGCCUGU